AUGCGAGACGACACUGCGGCCACAUGGAGCGACAUACCGACUUCUGUGCUGCGAGCCGAACUGCUCCGCCGCCAGAGCAAUGACGACCGCCCUGCCUGCGGCACCGCCAGCAACACCAAAGACUACAACAUGCCGCUGCAUGUCUUUGCGCUGUUCCUGAUCCUCGUGCUCAGCACGCUGGCUUGCUCGUUUCCACUCCUUGUUCGAAGGGUCCCGCGCAUGCCUGUGCCUCGCCUGUUCCUCUUCCUCUCAAGGCACUUCGGUACCGGCGUCCUGAUCGCGACCGCUUUUGUGCAUCUCUUACCUACUGCCUUCACCUCCCUGACCGACCCUUGUCUGCCACCCUUCUGGAACCAGGGAUACCCAGCCAUGGCUGGCUUCAUAGCCAUGAUAUCCGUCAUGCUAGUAGUGGGUAUAGAGAUGUUCUUCGCGACGAAAGGUGCCGGUCAUUCCCACUCUAGCGAGUACGUGACCCCUGGAGAACCUGGAGAACAACACGAAGAUAUGACUCCUCUGAGAAGAGGUAGUCGCGACGCCUUCUCCCGCCCAUCACACCGCCGGAGUGACAGUUAUAGGCCCUUCAGUCAAGCCCAGAUAGGCUCUGAGGAAGAUGCUGCUGAGGCCAUGGCUUUGCAAGAUGCUUCGCAAUGGCAAGAGAAUGGAAACUACAACGACACAGAACCCCUGGCGCCGAAAGGUCGUCUCAGUACAGACACGGGGAGUGGUAAUUCGGAUCUUGAUUUGGAUGAGCUGGAUCCGCACAUGGACGGGAAUGGGGAGCUAUCCAAUGGUCAUGCGCAUGCGGUCGAACCAAGUUUGGAACGAACCGGCUCGCCUUCAGACCACCAGCAGCAACAGAAGAUGUUGUUGCAGUGCCUACUCCUUGAGGCAGGCAUCCUAUUCCACAGUGUCUUCAUAGGCAUGGCGGUUUCUGUGGCCACAGGAACCUCCUUCAUCGUCUUGCUUGUAGCCAUCUCAUUCCACCAAACAUUUGAAGGACUAGCGCUCGGGUCCCGUAUUGCGGCCAUCACCAUCUUCCCCAAGCGCUCUCCUCGGCCGUGGUUAAUGGCCCUAGCCUACGGGACGACUACACCUGUGGGACAAGCCAUCGGACUGCUGGUUCACAACCUCUACGACCCGUUCAGUCAGACUGGAUUGCUCAUGGUAGGCAUUAUGAAUGCUAUUAGCAGCGGUUUGCUGUUGUUUGCGGGGUUGGUUGAGUUGCUAGCAGAGGACUUCUUGAGCGAUGAGAGCUACGAGGUUCUCCGGGGCAAGAAACGAUUGCAAGCGUGUGGUGCUGUGGUUGCUGGAGGUCUAUUGAUGGCCCUAGUUGGUGCAUGGGCAUAG
Messenger RNA from Aureobasidium pullulans EXF-150, 1347 nucleotides. RefSeq names its product Zinc/iron permease. Lineage: Eukaryota; Fungi; Ascomycota; Dothideomycetes; Dothideales; Saccotheciaceae. Gene Ontology annotation, molecular function: zinc ion transmembrane transporter activity. The transcript has 2 exons. The record is from RefSeq and is a predicted model, not a curated record. Gene Ontology annotation, biological process: zinc ion transmembrane transport. Gene Ontology annotation, cellular component: plasma membrane. The coding region runs from base 1 to 1347 and encodes 448 amino acids.